Molecule: messenger RNA, 984 nt
Organism: Culicoides brevitarsis
Lineage: Eukaryota; Metazoa; Arthropoda; Insecta; Diptera; Ceratopogonidae
Exons: 1
Coding region: 1-984 (327 amino acids)
Source: RefSeq, a predicted model, not a curated record
AUGCACUUAACACAGACGAUAAUCAACACUUUUCUGCUGCUAUUUGGCAUUUCGGGCGUGUUUGCUGCUCCCAUCCAGCCGAGUGAUAUUGUCAACACGAUAAAAGGCAUCCAUAAAAAAAUCGAUGGAAUCGGGAAAGAUGAUGUUUCAGACGAAAAUUCCUCAAAUUCAUCGGAAAAUGAUGUUGAUUUGAUGCAAAAUCGUCCCGCGGAUUGGAUGUCGCCUGAAAUGACUUCAACCAUGCGUCAAAAUAAGAUGUUCGGCUUUUAUGGAUACAUCCCGGCAUUUGCUCCAAUACCUUCGUACUAUCCAACUCUCCCGUCGCCCGAUUAUUUUAGCGAUUACAAUUAUUACGGAUACAACGACGACGACGACGAUGUCAUGUCACGAGGCGCCGCGACGAAAAAACGCCCGAAUCAGUUCAAAAAUUCGCCAAUUUAUUACAUUCGACUGCCUCCGACGCCAUACAUGUUCGUGCCCGGUGUCGGAUAUAUCUCGCAACCGCCAACUUAUCAACCAAUGGCGCCGCCUCCGGUUGUUCCCGUUGUUCCUGCUGUGCCAACAAGCCCUUUUUAUAAUCUCCCCUUGAAUUUCAUGGCGAACGGCAAACCAACAAACAUCUAUCAAUGGCAAGGAAAUCCAUCGCCGCAACAAUAUCCGCAAUAUCCAUCGCCCGCAGCGUCGCAAUAUCAACCGCCUUACGUUCCGCAACAACUUCCCGCCGCUUCUCCGCCGCAAAUUCAGCAACAACUCCCCGCGCAGAGACCUCAUAAGCCAUAUCGCCCUUAUCCACGCCCCCAAAAUAAUUAUAUGCAAGAUUCGAAAGUGACGCAUCUCAAAGGUCCAUUUUUGUUUAAUGGAAGACCCGAAGAGAUUUUCUUACUGCCUAACUAUCAAAAUUUGCAAAAUCCGUAUAAUGCUGGAUAUUAUCCCGAUCCGUACAGUUACAACAAUUAUAAUCCGUAUAACACGCCUUAUUAUUGA